AAAUGAUUUCCCGGCAUGCUCGGCCAAAAGGGCGUGGUUCCAGAAACUGGUGACAUGACAGCUCGAGCUUCCAGGAAAUACCCGGGUGGUGGUUGGGAGUAGACUUCUACCUGCACAAUGGUGCUGGAUUCAGGGCUCCAGGCAUACGACAGACAGAAAUGUGCAUAUCUCCUGGAUUGCUCUCGACAGAGGAAGAACUCUUCGCAAACCAGCUGCUUCCCAGCGUCCUUCAAACCUCCAUGUUCUUUAGCCUCUUCAUGUCACGCCAAGCCGGCAGGAUGUCCUGUGUACAUGGGCCAGUGCAGCUGGAUGCGACGCAGUGAGAGUUCCUGCACCAUCAAUAGUGGCAGCAGCUGCAGGGGCAUAAUGCGAAGUGCGGGGUCCCUGCCAUCUAUCAGCAGAGCCAGAAAUGAGCAUAGGGCGCCCAAGAAGAGCUCUUGCCUUCUCAUAGCUCUGAGACCCAGCAAUGUUCAGCAGGAACGAGACAAAUUCUUUCUCUCCGGCUAUACAUACAAUCCACAGUUUGAGUAUCAGGAGCCCAUGCCUAUCACAGUGUUGGACAAAUACAACCAGGCAUCGGAGCAGUUCCUUCCCCAGGCUCUACGUAUUUUGAAUGCUGUUUUAUGUAAAUAUGGAAGCUAUGAGAGCUUUGAGUCUGUCACUGGAGGAAACCUUCUAACCAAAUCUCAGAUCUGGGUGUGCUACCGCAAAUAUAUGCAGAAAGAGCGCUGCAAUGGAGAGGUGGUGGUUCAGCUAACUGAAGACUUGCUAUCUCAGGCAGUCAUGUCAGUUGAAAACAGCCGUCCAACUCUCAGCAUUAACCUACUCGGGGCCCGGCAGCACUGGUUGGAGGGAAUGCUGCGACAUGAGAUUGGCACCCAUUACCUCCGUGGGGUGAAUGAUGCACGCCAGCCUUGGCAUGGAUCAGAAGGACGCAAGCAGUUUGGAUUAAGGCCAGCUAACCCUACGGAGGAGGGACUAGCAAGCUUGCACAGCGUCCUAUUCAGAAAGCAGCCCUACCUGUGGCGUGCCGCUCUCCUGUACUACACUGUGAGUUGUGCCUCUAAGAGUAGCUUCUCUGAGCUGUUCCACAGCCUCCAGCAGUUUGUGCAGGAUCCUUCUGUGCGGUGGGAGUACUGUGUGCGAGCCAAACGAGGUCAGAAAGACACAGCAGAACCAGGCUGCUUCAGUAAAGACCAGGUCUACCUGGAUGGAAUACUGCGGAUUCUGCGCCACCGACACACCAUUGACUUCCCUCUUUUGAUUUCCCUUGGAAAGGUUUCAUACGAGGAUGUCGAAAUGCUGCGGAAAUUUGCGCAGUUGGAGAACACUCGAAUACCUCAUUUCAUGCAUGAUUUGAACAAGUAUCAAACCCAGCUCUGUCACAUCAUGGAAACGAAUCAACUGAGCGAUGAGGAACUGAGACAAGCGCUCCCUGACUGACUCAAACCCAAGGCUACACAGCUUUUAUCCAUUAACCCACCAUUUGACAACAUAAUUGCACGUUGGGUUCAAAACAGUCAAGAUGGAGGAUUCUCACAGUGAGACAAUGCUGGACGAAUUUGUAGUGUUUGUAGUGUCAAUUAUCCGUACAGUUUUAGACUAACCCAUAUUUGCAUGAAAUGUCGACCACACAGACAGGUUUUUAUUUGAAUGGAUUCAGUCAGUAAAUAUCUAGAGGAACUGAAUUUUAUAUGAA
This is a messenger RNA of Pelobates fuscus (common spadefoot toad), 1699 nucleotides long. It is a transcript of the gene MATCAP1, whose product is annotated as microtubule associated tyrosine carboxypeptidase 1. The transcript is spliced from 7 exons. The coding region runs from base 118 to 1443 and encodes 441 amino acids. The record is from RefSeq and is a predicted model, not a curated record. Lineage: Eukaryota; Metazoa; Chordata; Amphibia; Anura; Pelobatidae.